This is a messenger RNA of Uranotaenia lowii, 6138 nucleotides long. RefSeq lists its product as uncharacterized. The record is from RefSeq and is a predicted model, not a curated record. Gene Ontology annotation, biological process: DNA integration. Gene Ontology annotation, molecular function: nucleic acid binding. Bases 1 to 6138 code for a protein of 2045 amino acids. The transcript has a single exon. Lineage: Eukaryota; Metazoa; Arthropoda; Insecta; Diptera; Culicidae.
AUGGCUAGCGUGGACUCAAACGGAUCGGACCUAACAAUCAUGGACAGCAUACAAAAGGCCGAAGAAAACAACAUCGUCGAGGAGAAAAUUAUUUCACCAACGGGUAGUUCAGGUUCGAAACAACAAACAGGCGCCGUUCCGAAGCCUAAGAAAGUGAACAAAUCCGUGAAGAUUUUGGAAAAGGCAGUUCACAAACAAAAAAGGAAUCCUGUCCGUCGCGUUCGCAAACGAAACGACCAUCACUGCAAGGCAUGUGACGAGCGAGACACUAGCAGGAUGGUCAUGUGCGAUUCCUGCUCAGCCUGGUAUCACUUCACGUGCGCAGAGGUCUCUUCUAACGUCGCGGAUGAACCUUCAUGGUCGUGUGCUGCAUGUAUCGCCAAAAAGAAUCCACAGAAUGCAGAAAGGUGUGAUAAAGGUUCUACCGCUCAACAAAAGACCACAGCCAAGGAAUUUGGAAAUGCAUCCGAAAAAAAGGAGAAGCCUAAAAGCGCUCGGUCGGAGACAAGUCGAGGAAGUGGCCUUAGCGGAUCCAGACGUGUUACGGAACUUCGACUACAAAAAUUGAAAGAAAUGACUCGUCUAAAAGAGCAGUAUUUAGAGCAAAAAUAUGCUAUCCUAGAAGAUUUGGAAAGUGAAGCUGCUAGCGUGGCUAGCGAAAUAGAUACCAGCGAAAUAGAUAGGGAAUCCGAUAUUCAAAAGUGGUUGGAAAAAGCAGAUCUUCUAGGAUCCAACAACGCUUUAGCAGAAGAGCUAGUGGAGAACAUGCCGCAUCACCACGAAAAACUCUCACAACCAUUCAGGCAUCUCAGAUCAAACGUAGCACCUAAAGGCAAAGCGAUGGAACAAGGACUGGUUUUGCCGAAUCAACUGCGAAGGGAACGACGCGAAGUACUGCCUAGACCGAAGGAAUUUGCACCCGGUCAACGUUCUACGCCAUUGGCAGGUGCUAGUCGCUCCAACCACCAACAAACGGACAACGAGGUCGAGGACAUUUGUAUUCUCAAUAGGAGCCAAAUCCGUGCACGUCAAGCUGUAUCGAAGGAGCUCCCAGAAUUCAGUGGUAAUCCCGAGGACUGGCCGUUAUUUCUGACAACAUUUAACUCUUCUACUCACAUGUGUGGAUUUUCCAAUGAGGAAAAUAUGCUGCGACUCCGUAAAAGCCUGACAGGAAAAGCCUUAGAUGCAGUGAGAAGCCGAUUACUUCAUCCGACCAACGUCUCUGGUGUGAUUUCUACACUAAAGAUGCUAUUCGGGAAGCCCGAAUCCAUAAUACACUCCAUUAUUAUGAAAGUCCGCUCCCUUCCGUCACCGACCAUCGAAAAGCUGGAUACGUUAGUAACAUUUGCAAUAACCGUAGAAAAUUUAUGCGCAACAAUACAGGCUUGCGAAAUUCCGGAUUUCGCAUUCGAUGCAUCGCUACGUUACGAGCUCGUAAAUAAACUGCCUUCUAUACUCCAACUGGCAUGGGCUCAACACGCCAGGGCUCAUUCUAACCCUAGUUUAGUGGAAUACAGUACCUGGCUCUACUCUCUAGCUGAAGACGCAAGCACAGUUAUAUUUGCCAACCCUGCCAACAUGAAAUCGCGGAAAAAUGCAGGAUACGUUAACUUCCAUGAAAUGGAAGAAGAUCCCGAAGAAGAUCUACCCGUAGCGACAGUGCUUUACCAUCAGGAUAGUGUAGAGAGUCAUGGAUGCAUGAUAUGCGCUGGAAAUUGCUCAGCACUGGAAAAUUGUCAGAAAUUCAAAGCUCUUCGAUUAAAUCAAAGAUGGGAUGCCAUCAAACAGAAAAACUUAUGUCGUAAAUGCCUUAACCGACAUAAUGGAUCAUGCCGGCAGCAGAAACAGUGUGGUGUCAAUGGAUGUAACUAUCUACACCAUCCUCUUCUGCAUAACAACAAAGCCAAACGACCGCCGCAUAGUACAAACGACUCAAAUGUGGUAGAAGGAAGUUGCAACAUAAAUCAGAGCCCAGGUAAUGAAGUGCUAUUCAGAAUCCUUCCAAUAAUGCUCUACGGUCCAACUAAAACCGUCAGCACUUACGCGUUCAUCGAUGAUGGUUCGGAGCUAACACUCCUGGAAGACAAUCUGGUAGACGAGCUCGAACUAGAUGGCCCUCGGCAACCGUUGUGCCUUAAAUGGACAAGUGGCACUCAGAGAAUGGAGAACAGGUCUCGAAAAAUUAAUCUAGAAAUUUCGGGAAAAUACGACGAAGCGAAAAGAUAUCGUAUUGGAAAUAUUCGAACGGUGAAAUCCUUACAAGUCCGCCCACAAACCUUGAACAUGCAGCAAAUGCGGAAAAGCUUCAAGCAUCUUCGGAAUGUUCCAGUGCACUCGUACGAAAACGUUAGUCCAAGAUUGAUCAUCGGUUUGGAACAUGCACAUCUCGGAAACCCUCUGAAAAGUCGCGAGGGAAAAUUGCAAGAUCCGAUAGCAUCAAAAACGCGGCUAGGAUGGACAGUUUACGGUAACUGCACUGAUGAAACGUCUCCAACGCACCACAUGUAUCACCACACCUGUCAUGCAUGCUCAUGCAACGCCUCUUCUGACAGCAACCUUCACAUCGCUAUGAAGGAUUUUUUUGCGAUCGAAAGCAUGGGUAUUUGCAAACCGGAUAAACCAUUCAGUUCCCAGGAAGAUCAACAAGCCUUAACGUUACUCUCCAAUACUACUCAACGCAAAAAUGGACGUUACGAAGCAAGUUUGUUAUGGAAAUACAGCGAAAUUCGUGUUCCAGACAGCAAAAAAAUGGCGAUGAACCGAUGGAACUGCCUGGAAAAAAGACUCCUUAAAGAUCCAGCACUGUAUGGCACUAUGCAGCGUACUAUGAAUGAUUAUAUUCAAAAAGGAUAUGCACGAGAACUUACCCAGGAAGAACUCAAUGUUAAACGCGACAGAACAUGGUACCUUCCAAUCUUCCCCGUCACCAAUCCCAACAAGCCGAACAAAACAAGGCUGGUAUGGGAUGCCGCGGCCACCUCGCAUGGGAUCUCGCUUAACUCCAUGCUACUGAAAGGACCGGAUCAACUCGCAUCUCUUAUCUCAGUUCUCCUGAAAUUUCGGGAAUUUAAAGUAGGAAUAUCCGGGGACAUUCGCGAAAUGUAUCAUCAGAUACUCAUUCGCGAAUCUGACCAACAUUGUCAGCGCUUCUUUUGGAGUGAUGAACUAGGUGUCCCUCCACGCACCUAUGUUAUGCAAGUUAUGACGUUCGGCGCUCGGUCAUCUCCUAGUACGGCGCAGUACGUAAAAAACACUCACGCUCAGCAGUUUAAGCAGACACAUCCGGCAGCCGUGUCCGCUAUUAUCGAGAAACACUACGUCGAUGAUAUGCUAAUUAGUACCGAAACUGUAGAAGAAGGCAUAUCCCUGGCAAGUGAAGUGAAAUCUAUUCACGCCUCCGCUGGGUUUGAAUUGCGGAAUUUUGUCUCCAACUCUCGCAAGGUGGUUACAACACUAGAGCAACUCAACCCACCAGAAACUUGCGACGAGAAAAACAUGAACAUCGGAAUAGCAGCUACAACAGAAAAAGUGCUUGGAAUGUGGUGGAAUACCGCAAACGACUCCUUCAUGUUCAAGAUAUCGCCCCGUUUCGACGAAGACCUACUCGAAGGACGACGAAAGCCAACCAAACGUGAAGUGCUACGAACGCUGAUGUUAAUUUUCGACCCAUUAGGACUGGUCGGACACUUUCUGAUGUUUUUAAAGUGCCUUCUACAAGAGAUUUGGAGAACAUCUAUCGGAUGGGACGAUCCCAUCGGGGACGAACAGUUUCAGAAAUGGACUCGAUGGCUAAAUGUUCUUCCACAAAUAACUACACUUAAAAUUCCUAGAUGCUAUCGCGCUGUAGUAUCGCUAAGCCCUGACACAAACGUUCAGCUGCACACUCUAGUCGAUGCCAGUGAAAACGGUAUGGCAGCCGUUGUCUAUCUGAGAUUCGAAAAGAAUGGAAAUAUUGACUGCACGAUUACUUGCUCGAAGACUAGAGUAUCCCCGCUCAAGUUUCUAUCCAUUCCAAGAUCUGAGCUACAGUCCAGCUUAAUAGGAGCCAGACUAGCCAAAACCGUUUGCGAAAAUAUUUCGUUUAAAGUAGAUCAACGUUUCUUCUGGACCGACUCGAGAAACGUACUUAGCUGGAUGUCAGCCGAUCAUAGACGAUACAGUCAAUUCGUUUCUCAUCGUGUGAGCGAAAUAUUAGAAUUAUCUGAACUCUCCGAAUGGCACUGGAUACCAUCAAAACUGAAUGUCGCAGAUGAAGGAACAAAAUGGAAGAAAAAUCCUGACCUAAGUAGUACAUGUAGAUGGUUCCAAGGACCACCCUUUCUUCGGUUUCCGUCAAGCCAAUGGCCGCUGCCUGAAGAACCUAUCGAGCAAACAGAGAUCGAGCUACGUGCGCAUUUACUGUGCCAUGCAGCGUCCCCGGACAAGAGUGUUAUUCCUACACAAAAAUUCUCAUCGUGGAAUAAACUUCUCCGUUGCACCUCCUUCAUAUUCAGAUAUAUUUCAAAUCUAAAUAGCUGUCGACUGAACAGGAAGAGCUCUACCGGACCCCUGACCGACGCGGAGCUUCGUGCAUCGUGCACCACCGGGCCGCUUACCAAAGCUGAGCUUCAAAGGUCCGAAAUCUACUUAUUCCGUUACGCUCAAGAAGUCUAUAAACAUGAGAUCGAAAUUCUAUCCAACCAUAAGGUUGGUAUCCUAGAACGUAAUAUUCCUAAAAAUAGCCCGCUUCAUAAACUAAACCCGUUUCUGGACGAUAAUUUGUUACUUCGAGUAAGUGGACGAACCUUAGCUUGCGAGUUUGCAUCCUUUAAUGUUAGCAAUCCAAUAAUUCUUCCGAGAAGUGAUCAUAUCACUACCCUCAUCGUUCGCUACUUUCAUGUACGCUACCAUCACCAAAACCAUCAAACCGUUGUAAAUGAGCUUCGCCAACGCUAUCACAUUGGAGGCUUGAAAGCGCUUUAUAAAACAGUACGUAAAAAUUGUCAGAUGUGCAAAAACGAUAGUGCUACUCCACAGCCACCGUUGAUGAGCGACCUACCACUAUGUCGUCUUGCAGCGUUCAAUCGACCGUUCUCUUAUAUAGGAAUUGAUUAUUUCGGACCAAUGAUUAUUAAAAACGGUCGAAAACAGGAGAAGCGCUGGGGCGUUCUGGCUACCUGUCUGACAAUUCGAGCAGUUCAUCUUCAACUAGUACGCUCAUUGACGACUGAUUCUUGUAUCUUAGCCAUACGCAACAUCAUGUGCAGGCGUGGCGUCCCUAUAACCAUUUACAGCGAUAGAGGGACAAAUUUCAUCGGAGCCGAUAAGGAGUUAAAACGCACUCUAGAAAAUGUUAACCAAGACAGACUUAUGGAAGAAUUUGUAACAUCGGAGACGCAGUGGUCCUUCAAUCCACCAGCCUCUCCUCACAUGGGGGGAGCCUGGGAAAGGCUCGUUAGAAGCGUGAAAACGAACUUAGCCAAGCUCAAACCAAAUCACGCCCCGACCGAAGAGAUCCUCGAAAAUAUGCUCAUCGAGAUCGAAAACGUGAUAAAUUCAAGGCCUCUUACUUACGUGCCGACUGAUGAUGAUAGCUCACCGGUGCUUACUCCUAACCACUUUAUUUUAGGAUCCUCAAAUGGAUUGAAACCAUUUGUUCCCUUUGACGACAGCGCCCUGGCGUUGAAGAAAGGAUGGCAGCUAUCACAGCUCAUGGCUAACGUGUUCUGGAAAAUGUGGGUACAUGACUACCUACCUACACUCACUCGCCGUUCAAAAUGGUUCUCUGAAGUCAAACCGAUUGAAGUGGGGGACAUAACUGUCAUCGUAGAUCCUAAUCUUCCCAGAAACUGUUGGCCGAAGGGCCGAGUUAUAAGGACGAUAGCGUCACCGGAUGGAAGAACUCGGAAAGCAGUGGUGCAGACUAUAAGCGGAAUUUACGAACGCCCGGUAGCAAAGCUCGCUGUUUUAGAUGUUGGCGACACGGAUAGAGUACGCGAGAAUCUACGUCUCCCGUACACUACGGGGGGGACUGUUGAUAACGCCAACCAAAUCAACGAGCCCCUUGCCCUUAGUUCCCGAAACGUCAAAGCCAAGUCCGGGAGCUCGUCACUCGCUUCUGUCAAGCCCGACAAGACGACAGGGCGUUUGGAGGAGUGA